AUGUUUGAAAAAGUAUUUUUCAUCUUAGUUUUAGUUUUAUCGAUCAAUAUUUCAAUAAAUUAUCAAGAUCAAUCUUUUCAAAAUUCAAAUGAAAUAAUUCUCGAAAAUAAAAUUAUUAAUAUCAGAGAAAAAUCGAAUUCAACUUAUAUUUAUAAACAUAUUUCAUCUUAUCAAGAAAAUCUUCAUUCACAAAUAUUUCAAAAUGAAAAUAAUUCAAAAACAAAUGAACCUCUUAUUAUUUGUUAUUAUACAAAUUGGUCUCAAUAUCGUCAUGGUAAAGGUCAAUUUUAUCCUGAAUAUAUUGAUAUAAAUCUUUGUACUCAUAUAAUAUAUGCAUUUGCAAAAGUCGAAAAUUCUCGUAUAAAUCCAUAUGAAUGGAAUGAUGAAAGUAGUCCAUGGUCAAUAGGUAUGUAUCAAAGAAUAAUUAAUUUACGUAAAACAAAUAAAUUAAAAAUUUUACUUGGACUUGGUGGAUGGAAUCAUGGAAGUUAUUCUUUUUCUCAAAUGGUUCAUAAUCAAACACAACAAAAUUAUUUUAUUCAAACAACAAUUAAAUUUUUAGAAAAACAUCAAUUUGAUGGACUUGAUCUUGAUUGGGAAUAUCCUGGUUCACGUCAAGGUUCAACACCAACUGAUAAACAACAUUUUACUAAUUUAUUAAUUCAACUUAAAAAAGCUUUUCGUCCAUUUAAUUAUUUAUUAACAGCAGCUGUUGCUGCUGGAAAAUCAACAAUUGAUGGAGCUUAUGAAAUAGAUAAAGUUUGUCAAAUUCUUGAUUUUGUUAAUUUAAUGUCCUAUGAUUUACAUGGUUCAUGGGAAACUAAAACUGGUAUUCAUGUACCAUUAUAUAGUCGUCAAAAUGAUAAUCAAUUCGAUAAAGAAUUAACACAAGAUUGGUCUGUUAGAUAUUGGAUAAAUAAUGGUUGUUCUUCAUCGAAAAUUGUUAUGGGUUUAGCACUUUAUGGUCGAACAUUUCGAUUAGCUAAUUCAAUGAAGAAUUCUAUUGGUUCACCAACUGUUGGAGCAGGUAAUGCUGGUUUAUAUACAAAUGAACAAGGAUUUUUAGCUUAUUAUGAAAUCUGUACACGUAUUAAACAACAAGGUUGGACCAAAAUAUUUGAUCAAGAACAAAAAUCAAAUUAUGCUUAUAAAGAUGAAGAAUGGGUUGGAUAUGAUGAUAUUUAUUCAAUUGAUUAUAAGAUUGAAUAUGUUAAACAAAUGGGUUUAGCAGGAAUAAUGUUUUGGUCAACAGAUCUUGAUGACUUUACUGGUAGUUAUUGUAAUCAAGGAAAAUAUCCUCUAAUGACUAAAGCUGUUAAUCUUAUUCGUUCAAAAAUUCAAUUAAAUCCUAUAUUAAAUUCUUCAACAAUUAAUUCUCAAAUAUAUUCUACAAUAUUAACUAGUGAAUCUACUUCAACAUUUAAAUCAAAUACAUUAUCUUCUUUGACAUCAUCUUCAACAAGAUCAUCAUCACCUACAAAUAGUUUAUCUCAAUCAAUUGUUUGUAUGACAAGAAUCAAUAAAUUAAUGUUGAAUAAUGUUAACAACAUUUAUUUAUGUUCAUAUUUAAUUAUAAUUGAACGAGAUUUAUUAUCAAUAGAUAUUGAUUUAUUUCAAUCCACUAUUUCAUCAGAUAUUCUUAAACAAUUAAGAUUAAUGAAAAUAAAAAAUGAAAAUUUAAAAAUAUAUUAUUCAAUACUUGGUCAAUGGAAUUCGAAACAUUUCGAUUUACUUCGUAAUGAUCAACAAAGAAAUAAAUUAAAUAAAAAAAUCGAACAAUAUUUAAUUGAUUUUACUUUUGAUGGACUUGAUAUUGAUUGGAAUAUAGAUAUUGAUCAAAUAUAUUCAUUUACAGAUAAACAUAUAUUAACAAAUUGGCUUUUAGAAUUAGGUUAUUUAUUUCUAUCAAAUAAAUAUUCAUUAUCAAUUGGUAUAAGUGGAGAAAAACGUAUUAUUGAUAAUUAUUAUGAUUUAAAUAUAAUAUCAAAAAUGGUUAAUUUUAUUCGUGUAAUGGUUAUCGAUUGGACAAUUAUAAAUAAAACUAAUUUAAUUAAUCGAUUUAAUUCAUUUGAAAAUCCCCGAUAUAAUUAUCAAUUUAAUUAUAUUAAUUCAAUUAUGAAUUAUAUUCAAACUCUUGGUUUAUCUAUUAAAAAACAAACAAUAUCUGUACUAACAUAUGGACGGGUUUUUCAAUUUAAUCAUUAUAAUCAAUAUAUUAUUCCAUCAUCACCUAUUUAUUUAUCAAAUAUAUUACCUUAUUCACAUAUUUGUAAAUUAUUAAAAAGAAAUGAUUUAAUUGAAAAAUCUGAUAAUAUAACUUAUUCAUCAUAUUUAUUUAAUUUAAAAAGAAAAGAAAUGAUCAUAUUUGAUACAAUUGAUGAUAUUAAAAUAAAAGCUCGUUUUGCUAAAUUGGAAGGUUUAUUUGGUAUAACAUUAUCAUGGUUAGAUAUGGAUGAUAUAUAUCGUUUAUGUGGAAAAGGUUUUUAUCCAUUAUUAAAUACAAUUGCAAAUGUUUUACAUUUAAAUAUAAAUAAACAAUCUAAUGAAAAUUCUUUAAAUGAUUUAAAAGAAAAAUCAAAUGAAAAAGUGUUAUUUUGUUCAGUAAGUUCAAAUGCAGAUAAAUAUUAUGGUUUAAAUAGUUUUAGAUUGGAUAAAAUAAAAGAAAAUAUUUGUAUGUAUUUAUUAAUUGAUUAUAAUAAUACUCUUUUAUAUAAAUCAAUAUCAAUAUCAACAUAUAAUAAAUUAAAAAUAAUUCUUACUAUUAAUAUAAAUCAAAUUAAUAUUAUUAAUCAAUUUAUAAAUAAAUUAACAAAUAGACAAAUAUAUGGUUUUAAUAUUAAUUUAAAAAGAAUUUCAAAUGAUAUUAUUGAAAAAUUUCAUUUAAUAAGAUCAAUAUUAUCGAAUAAAUAUUUGUUAACAAUAUCAUUUCAAAUUGAACCAAAUCAAUAUAUAAUAUAUGAAUAUUAUAAUUUAAUUAAAUUAAAUAAUCUAGUUGAUUAUAUUAUUAUUCUUCCAUUUGAUCAGAAAUCAACAGAACAUUUUCAAGAACUAAAACCAUGGAAUAGUAUUUAUUAUAUUAAUAAAGAUAAUUUAAAAUUAAAUUUAACUUUUUUUUCAAUGAAUUCAAUUCUUACUCGAAUUCUUUCCUAUGGUAUAUCAAAAGAUAAAUUAAUAAUGAGUAUUCCAACAUAUGGUUUAUCAUUUAUAUUAGAAGAUAAUAAUAAAUAUAAUAUUAAUGAUCGUCUAUUAGGACAAGGUUUUCCAGGACGAAUAACACAUAAAAAAGGAAUACUUGCUGCUUAUGAAAUUUGUGAUUUAAUUAAACAAGAAAAUUACAGAAAAUUUUUUGAUAAUAAUACUUUAUUAUUUAUGGCACAUAAAUUAAAUAAAUUAAUUAUUUAUGAUGAUACAGAAACAUUUAUAUUAAAUAAUAAUAUAAUUAGAAAUGGAACAAUUGAAUAUAAAUCAAAUAUAAUAAUUAAUAAUAAUAUAGCUGGUGUACUUGUACAUUACAUUGAUAUGGAUGAUUAUAUCGGUUUAUCAUGUAAUCGUGGUCAAUAUCCAAUAACUUCACUUGUAUCUCAAAUAUUUUCACUUAAUAAAUCAUCUUUAAAAACAACAACAAUUAAAAAUUCAACUAAAAUUAAUAAUUUAUGUUCAGGAAUUAGUCAAAAUCAAUUAAUUGAAGAUAAAACUGAUUGUCGUUAUUAUUAUUUAUGUCAAUUAAAUAAUAGUAAACCUAUUUCACAUUUACAAUGUCCUAAAUAUAUGACUUUUUCAACAAAAGAAAAAAUAUGUACAUAUCAACAUUCUAAUUGUUCUUCGGACGGCAAAUUCAAUUCAAUAAUAAAACCUAUAGAAAAAAGUGAAGAAUUCUUAUCAAAACAAUCAAAUAAAGUAUUUGAAUGUGAAAAAGCGAAUGGAAUAUUUUCCGAUUUGUCAGAUUGUCGACAAUAUAUAUUAUGUUCAAAUAAAAUACCUUUUUUAAUUAAAUGUCCAUUAAAAACAAAAUUCAAUUCAUUAUUAAAUCGAUGUAAUUGGUGGUCGAAUAUUUGUCCUUAA
Rotaria sp. Silwood1 is the source of this 4062-nucleotide messenger RNA. The record is from the annotation of a GenBank genome assembly. NCBI's taxonomy places the organism in Eukaryota, Metazoa, Rotifera, Eurotatoria, Philodinida, Philodinidae.